CACACGCAGUCAGUGUCCUGCCUGGCAGUUGCAUGUCUUCUCUAUGAUAGCCUCUCUCACUCUGCCUGCUUUCCUUCGCCUUAUCCAUCUAUUAUGAGGGCUAUCGAGCUGCCGCCGCUGCGCUCGCCGUCUGAAGAAGCAGCGAGGGCAGAACACAAUGCGCAGACACUCGCACACGAAAAUGCAAAUAUCGCGGGCUAUGACGAGAGCCCGGCGAUCCAACAAGUCGAGAGCGAUGCUCCAGAGACUAAAGGAGCCCCGCAGGCUUCUUUCAAGAAUUACUUUCGUGUCUUUUCAUAUGGGACAAAGCUUGACUACUUUUUAGUUUCGCUAUGUUGCUUUACGUCUAUCGGAGCAGGUACUGCGAUGCCGCUGAUGAACAUUGUCUUUGGCAAGCUCGUAGGAAAUUUUACAGACUACUUCAUCCCAGGAUCAAAUGUCACCCGACAAGAAUUCGAGGCAGAGAUUAACAAACUAGCCCUCUAUAUCUUCUACCUCUUCAUAGGCAAGUUUGCCAUGUCGUACAUUUCCAUGCUCGCAAUUCGGAUCAGCGGUAUGAGAAUGUCGGCUGCGCUUCGCCUGGCAUACCUGCGCGCACUCUUCGCCCAGCCAGUGAGCGUUAUCGACACCGUCAGUCCCGGCAAGGUUGCCAAUCGCAUCACGACGUCAUCGAAUAUCGUCCAGCUUGCCAUCUCGCAGCAUUUUGCAACCCUGUUCCAGUCUCUUGCCUUCACCAUCGGACUAUACGUGGUGGCGUUCGUAAAAGGGUGGAAGUUGACGCUGAUCGCCUCGACGGGUCUCCCUUUCAUCCUGAUCGUAUACGGCGCCAUGUUCCCGCCCUUUCUCCGGAUCCACCAGAUCACCGACAAGUUCCACGAGGAAGCAUCGGCUAUGGCGUAUGAAAUGUUCUCCUCCAUUAGGAUGAUUGUCGCCUUUGGCACCGAGUCGAGACUUGCUAAGCAGCACGGAGUCAUGCUCUCCAAAGCUGCAAGGAAUGAGAAAAGAGCUGCGCCGUUAAUGGGCUUGACCAUGUCUCCGACCAUGGUGGCCAUGUACGGUAUCUUCGGUAUCACCUUCUGGUUCGGAAUCAAGGAAUAUACAAAAGGGAGAAUCUCAAGCGUCGGCGACAUCACCGUCGUGCUCUUCUCAGUCAUGAUGGCCGUAAUGAAUAUUGGGCGAGUCGCGUCUCCGAUUAUUUCCAUCGCAAAAGCCGCGGCUGCUGCGACCGAGCUCUUUGUCACAAUCGAUGCUUCGUUCCCCGAUACAUCUGGUGUCAAGGAGCCCGAGGUUACAGGUAAUGCUGAUAUCACUUUCACCAAUGUCGCCUUUUCGUACCCGAGCCGGCCGGGCGUCCCAAUUCUUGAGGGACUUGAUCUGACAAUUACUGCUGGCAAAGUCACUGCCAUUGUAGGUCCAUCGGGGUCCGGAAAAAGCACGAUUGUUGGCCUUAUCCAGCGAUGGUACGACCUUCUCGGCACAACAGCUACUGCUAAGAAAAUCGACGAGACAGAGAUUCCUUCAUCAUCUACUAUGGCCUCCAGCCCAAUAGAAGCAGUCUAUGACAAUACAGACAAGAAAUCCAAAAAGGGGAAGGCCGGGGAAGAAGAAGAAGGACCAGAACAAGAUCUCGGGCCAAAUACGUGCACUGGCUCGUUGAGUGUUGGCAGAACAAAUCUUCGUAAUGUGGAUGUGAGAUGGUGGCGUUCGCAAAUCGGCAUGGUCCAGCAGGAGCCUUUCUUGUUCAAUGAUACAAUAUACAACAAUAUUGUGUUUGGACUCUGCGGAACCCGUUAUGAAGGACUGUCCAAAGACGAAAAGAAAAUUAUGGUCGAUGAGGCGUGUCGCGAGGCGUGCGCGGAGGAGUUCAUCUCGCGGCUCCCACAAGGGUUGGACACGCUUGUGGGCGAGAGCGGCAUCAAACUUUCUGGUGGCCAGCGUCAGCGUAUCGCCAUUGCCAGGAGUAUUAUCAAACGACCGCCGAUUCUCAUUCUAGACGAGGCAACGAGUGCCAUCGAUGUCAGAACGGAGCGAAUUGUUCAGGAAGCGCUUGAUCGUGUUUCUAAGAACCGUACCACGAUUGUCAUCGCACAUCGCCUAUCCACAAUCAAACGGGCGGACAGCAUAGUCGUCUUACGGCAGGGCCAGCUGGUCGAGCAAGGCACGCACGAAGAGCUGCUGAAAAAUGGAGAUGGGGUCUAUUACGACUUAGUUCAUGCCCAAGAGCUGGAAAUGGACGCUGAAGACGACGAUGCCCACAGCUCAAGCUUAAAGAACAUCAAAAUGAACGACACUAAGGAGGAUAUUGCUAGUAGCGGAUUCGAGGGACACGCUUCUAAAGAAGAUCCAACAUAUCAAAAUGUAGGUCUACUUCGCAGUCUCGGUCGACUUGUUGUAGAGCAACGUCACCAUUGGAUCCUCUACAGCGUUUGCUGCAUAGGCAUACUCGGAGCCGGCGCAGUCUACCCACUCCAAGCGUACAUUUUCGCAAGGAUUAUUAACGUCUUCACACUUACAGGUCCCGAGCUCGUCAAACAAGGCAACUUCUGGGCAGGCAUGUUCGGCGUACUUGCAGGUGGGGUUGGACUGUCGUACUAUCUGCUUGGUGCUGCCUCACAUCUAAUUUCUGUCGAAUUAACACGCACGUAUCGAUCAGAAUACCUCAGCAACAUGAUCCGGAAACCAAUCCUCUUUUUUGACGAUAAAGUUCACAGCCCAGGCGCCCUUACGUCAAGACUGAGCUCGGACAGUCAACAGGUCCAGCAGUUGUUGUCGAUGGAGAUGAGCAUGGCGCUCAUUGCCUGCACCAACCUUCUCGGAUGUACAAUUAUCGCCUUCGUUUACGGCUGGAAGCUUUCCCUUGUUGGUUUAUUUGCUGCCUUGCCUCUCAUUCUUGGUGCCGGACUCGUGCGCACGCGUCUCGAGAUACAACUCGAGGCCGAGAACGCAAAAGUUUUCGAGGACAGCAGCCAGUUUGCCACAGAAGCGGUGGCGGGUUUCCGCACUGUGCUAAGUCUGCUCAUGGAGCCGAUGAUUAGAAGCCGCUACGACAAGUUGCUCAAGGGCCACGUUGUGGAAGCUUUCGCCAAGGCAAAAUAUGGUACCAUUAUUUUCGCUGCAAGUGACAGUCUUGAGCUUGCAUGUAUGUCUCUGACCUUCUGGUACGGCGGAAAACUCCUUGCGUCUCGUGAAUAUGAUCUCAUUCAGUUCUUCAUUAUCUACAUGGCCAUCAUUCAAGGCGCUACGGCAGCAGGAAUCUGGUUCUCUUUUACUCCAAGCAUGGCUCAAGCAACAGGCGCUGCAAACCGAAUCCUUAGCAUGCGGCCAACAUCGACGGAUCCAUCAUCUUACUCGCCUCUUCCACGCUCAGAUGAGGGAGUGGGCAUUGAAUUUCAACACGUCUCCUUCAAGUACCAGUCCCGAGACGUGCCCGUUCUUUCCAACCUCAACCUGCAAAUCCUACCGGGUCAGAUUGCUGCGUUAGUAGGCAGCAGUGGCUGUGGUAAAUCAACAACCCUGUCUCUUCUCGAACGCUUCUACGAUGCGAGUUCGGGCCAUAUUCUAUACAACGGGCAAGACAUCACCACGUUCGACCCGGCAGAGCACCGGAAACAAAUGAGCCUGGUGAGCCAAGAGCCCACGCUCUACCAGGGCAGCAUUCGAGAAAACAUCUCUCUGAGUGUAGAGUCUGCAUCCGACGACGACAUCAAACAGGCCUGCCGUGAUGCGCAAAUCCAUGACUUCAUCACCUCGCUUCCAGAAGGCUACGAGACGCGCUUGGGACCGAAAGGAAUGUUCCUCUCAGGUGGUCAGAAACAGCGAAUCUCUCUUGCCAGGGCGCUGUUGCGCAAACCAAAAAUCCUGCUCCUCGAUGAAGCAACCAGCUCGCUAGAUUCGGAGAGCGAGAAAUACGUCCAGGAAGCUAUCGAGCGAGCUGCAAGCGAGGGUGACCGAACCGUCAUAAUUGUUGCGCAUAGGCUGGCUACAAUUCAGAAGGCGGAUAUUAUCUUUGUGCUGGGCAGUGGAAAGGUGCUGGAGAAGGGGGAUCAUCAGACACUGCUCCGGAAAAAGGGCGUGUACUGGCAGAUGUGUCAAGCCCAGGCCCUCGAUCGCUGAAAACGCCCUUUUUUUCUUGCUGUCCCUAGAUCCCUUCUCUGUAUCAUGUAGAGUUAGAUUUCCCUCGGUUCGGGAUCAAAUACUACUUCCUAUCCUGUUGCUCACUUAGGCCAGCAAUAUUGGGGUACGCAGAAACUCAAGUCAUGAUCAUGUAGUAUACUGUAUGUAAAACGCACAGCGGGGUUCAACGGCGCCUUGUUGGUUUCAAAACACUUUUACAGCAUGUAACUAAUGAUACUAUCAGUAGCGUUUCAAACGGU
Messenger RNA from Boeremia exigua, 4373 nucleotides. RefSeq names its product lipid A export ATP-binding/permease protein-like protein msbA. The coding region runs from base 94 to 4113 and encodes 1339 amino acids. The transcript is spliced from 6 exons. The record is from RefSeq and is a predicted model, not a curated record. Gene Ontology annotation, molecular function: ABC-type oligopeptide transporter activity; ATP hydrolysis activity; ATP binding. Gene Ontology annotation, biological process: transmembrane transport. Gene Ontology annotation, cellular component: membrane. NCBI's taxonomy places the organism in Eukaryota, Fungi, Ascomycota, Dothideomycetes, Pleosporales, Didymellaceae.